Molecule: messenger RNA, 9250 nt
Organism: Megachile rotundata (alfalfa leafcutting bee)
Lineage: Eukaryota; Metazoa; Arthropoda; Insecta; Hymenoptera; Megachilidae
Gene: FASN1
Product: Fatty acid synthase 1
Biological process (GO): fatty acid biosynthetic process
Molecular function (GO): fatty acid synthase activity; phosphopantetheine binding; oxidoreductase activity
Source: RefSeq, a predicted model, not a curated record
AUUUUCUUAUAAAACAAAAACAGAGAAAAGAAAGUAAAUCGGAUGAUGGAAUUAGAAACGCUAUAAAAAAUUGAUUAUAAUCUUAAAUCGAGAAACAGAAAUUACAUAUCAGAUACUAAACUAAAUUUAUUACAUAAUAUACAUUUAUAUUAACAUGUAGAUUGUUGUUUAACAAGGUAUCCGCGUUCAUCGUCUAUACGUAAAUUCGCCACUGAAUAACACAAAUGGAAUAUUAUUAUUUUAUUUUAUUAUUUUAUUAUUAUUUUUUUUAUACGAUGCAUCUUUUAAAUUGAAAAUUGAAAGAACAAACGUGUACGGUUUUCAUCGCAAGUGAUUGUACGUAUUACUGCACCAGUGUAUCGAUUCUUCGCGUCACUCGGUCGAAUUAUAGCGCUAAACGAUUCCACGCUUGUUUAUCGGUACCGAUAAUGAAAUAUAUUAUAUAAAUAAGAACCCGAAAGGUUAACAUGUGACAACUGCAUGUACACGAAUCGCGCAGGACGUUAAAUUUCACGCUAUGGAUCCUGUCAUUCAAUGAAAUAUCUGCAAUUCAUAGAAGAAAAGCAGAAUAUUCGCGAUAGAAGUAACGCCGGUCAAUUCUAAUGCGCAUGCGUACUAAAAAUGUGAACUGUGAUUGGUCGACACCACAUGGUCUGAUGUCAGACCAUAGGGUCUGUCCAAUUCAAUAAUAACGAGAUGUUCAGAAGCUAGAUGCUAGCCAGUUCUCUGUGUCGUGACCGUGACGCUUCUAUCGGGUUAUUAACGUUAAGAAACCGCACGUCGAAGAGCAUCGAAUUCAACGAACACCGACAUCAGUUUAUAUUUAAUAUUGUACACGUUUUGUUGUUUUUUCAAUACCGAAAUUGCUGACUGGUUGGCAAGGUUCGAUUCAAUUCAUUAAACGUCAACUUUUUGAUGGUGUACAACUAUCAGUUACAGAAAAUUUCGAGACCAAAAAGGAAACACAGGUUCACGACAUUUGUCAGGAUUAUAUCCACGUGUGAGCUUACAGUCCACUAAGCUCCCACGUCAGAUAAAUUUUGUACAUAUAGUUAACCAUAAUGCCAGCUCAAUUUGAAAGUGCAAACAGUCCCAUAACAAGAGAGCCCACCAUGAUGAACGGCGAUAGUCCAUACACCACCGACGAUGACAUUGUCAUCAGUGGUAUCUCUGGCCGUUUCCCAGAGUCGUCAGAUGUAGAUGAAUUUAGGAAAAAUUUAUUCGAUGGAGUAGAUAUGGUCACAGACGAUGAACGUCGAUGGACUUCCGGUAUUUAUGGCCUUCCCAAAAGGUCAGGCAAACUUAAGGACAUUUCAUCGUUCGACGCUACCUUUUUCGGUGUACAUGCAAAACAGGCCCAUGUAAUGGACCCACAACUGCGUAUACUUCUGGAAACGACAUACGAAGCGAUAGUCGAUGCUGGUUAUAAUCCAAAUGACCUUAGAGGCUCUAAAGUUGGUGUAUUCAUCGGUGUUUCGUCUUCGGAGUCGGACGAAUAUUGGUCUUAUGAUCCAGAACAAGUUAACGGAUACGCGUUAACUGGAUGCUGUAGAGCUAUGUUUUCAAACAGAAUUUCCUAUACGUUCGAUUUCACCGGGCCAAGUUUCGCACUCGAUACAGCAUGUUCUUCGUCCUUGUACGCGAUGCACCAAGCAGUUGCUUUGAUUCGUGCUGGCGAAUGUGAGGCAGCAAUUGUCGGUGGUUGUAAUAUACUUCUGAAGCCAACAGCUUCCCUUCAAUUUCAUAGAUUGAGUAUGUUGUCUGCUGAUGGUACUUGCAGAGCCUUUGACGCUGACGGCAAAGGAUACGUUAGAUCCGAAGCUAUUGGUGUUAUUUUCCUACAAAAAUCAAAGGACGCCCGUAGGGUGUAUGCCACAGUGGUACAUUCCAAAACGAACAUUGAUGGCAAUAAAAUUCAGGGAAUCACAUUCCCCAGCGGCGUUAUGCAAAACAAGCUAAUGCGUGAAGUUUACUCAGAAUCUGGAAUUAAUCCUGCGGACGUUGUGUACGUGGAAGCGCACGGAACUGGUACAAAGGUCGGAGAUCCACAGGAAAUUAAUUCCAUCGCGAAAUUAUUCUGUAAAGGUAGAAAGACUCCUUUGUUACUCGGUUCGGUCAAGUCUAACAUGGGUCACGCAGAACCGGCUAGCGGAAUCUGUUCCCUAGUAAAACUAUUGAUUGCUAUGGAAACCGGUGUGAUCCCAGGCAAUCUGCAUUUCAAGACUCCAAACAGAGACAUUGCCGCGUUAAAUGAUGGUAGGAUACAAGUUAUAGAUAAGAAUACACCAUGGAAAGGUGGACUUACAGCAGUUAAUUCGUUCGGUUUUGGUGGAGCAAAUGCUCAUGUUGUUCUCCGUAGUAAUCCUAAACCAAAGUUGUCGCCAGUCUUAGAUAGUAAAUUACCGAAACUCGUUACUGUGUCCGGUCGCACUGAGGAAGCUGUGGAAGUGCUUCUACAGAAAGUCAAAGAACACGAGAAAGACGAUGAGUUAAUUGCUCUUCUUCAUGAUACUUACGCGAAUAAUGUAUCAGGCCAUCUUUACAGAGGAUACUCUGUUCUCGGAAACGUUAACAGCCAGGAAAUAAAUGCAUUUUCUGGGGAAAAACGUCCCAUAUGGUACGCAUUUUCUGGUAUGGGUUCACAAUGGCCAGGCAUGGGUAGAGAGUUGCUCGGGAUCGAGACUUUCCAGCGAAGUUUGCAAAGGUGUGCCGACGCUUUGAAACCGGAAGGAAUCGACCUGAUGUAUUUAAUUCAACACGGAACAGCCGAAACUUUCUCGAACGUUGUACACAGUUUCGUAUCAAUAGCUGCUAUCCAAGUUGCGCUUGUCGACGUAUUGUCGCAUCUAGGCGUUCAACCUGACGGUAUCAUUGGUCACUCCGUCGGUGAGUUAGGAUGUGCUUACGCAGACGGUACUUUCACACCGGAGCAGACAGUUUUGGCUGCCUACUGGAGAGGAAGGAAGAUCCUGGACUCGAAGUUGGAACCUGGAGCCAUGGCUGCAGUAGGAUUAACUUGGGAGGAAGCCAAAGCACGAGUCCCACCCAAUAUCGUAGCAGCUUGCAACAACUCCAAAGAUUCUGUAACCAUUUCUGGGCCAGUCGAUGCCAUCCAUAAGUUCGCCGAGGAAUUGAAGCGAGAGAAUAUCUUUGCAAAAGUGGUAGAUAGUUCUGGUGUUGCGUUCCACAGCAAGUAUGUGGCACCAGCUGCCCAGGAAUUGCGCAUUGUAUUGGAGAAGAUAAUAACGAAUCCAAAACAAAGAUCCUCCCGGUGGAUCUCCACAUCUAUACCUGAAGAGGCUUGGGGCACACCGUUGGCGCAACUCAGUUCUCCGGCCUAUCAUGUUAACAAUUUGCUGUCCCCUGUUCUUUUCAAUCAAGGACUUUCUCACAUUCCGGAAAAUGCAAUAGUAAUUGAAAUUGCUCCCCAUUGUCUGCUGCAAGCGAUUCUGCGUAGAUCACUGGCACCAACUGUGACUAACAUUGGCUUGCAUAAGCGAGAUCAUUCAAACAAUUUGGGCUUCUUGCUAGAGAAUAUAGGAAAAUUGUAUGUAGCAGGUGGACAGCCUAAAGUAUCCAAGUUGUACCCACCUAUUAGUUAUCCAGUUGGACGUAGCACACCUAUGCUCAGUUCCCUGGUUAAAUGGGAUCAUUCCACUGAAUGGAGCGUGGCUGAUUUCCGUGCGAAAUCUGGAGGCUCCGGAGAAAGUGUCAUCAAAGUCGAUCUAUCCAAGGAAUCAGACGCCUAUCUAGCUGGCCACACCAUCGAUGGAAGAAUUCUUUUCCCGGCUACCGGUUACUUGGUAUUGGUAUGGAAAACUUUCGCAAAGUUGCAGAAUAUCGAUUAUGAACAGAUGCCGGUGGUAUUCGAGAAUGUGAAAUUCAUGCAAGCUACCAUCAUGCCUCUGGAAGGCGAGGUGAAGUUCGCAGUUAACAUUUUCAUGGGUACCGGAGAUUUUGAGAUCUGUGAAAACGAUUUUGCAAUCGUGACAGGGAAAAUAUCUGUCCCAGAAAAUCCCGACAAAAUGUUAUUGAAUAUUCCUCCGCGUGUCUUCAAGAAUGAACCCGAAUUACUAGAACUGACCAAAGAGGAUGUUUACAAAGAACUUAGAUUAAGAGGAUACGAUUACAGCGGAGUUUUCCAGGGAAUCAAGUGCGCUCACAACCGUGGUGGUAUCGGUAAACUUUUGUGGAACGAUUGGAUCUCAUUCCUCGACACCAUGCUUCAGUUCACACUUUUGGAGAAAGACUCCAGAGGAUUAUAUGUACCAGUCCGUUUGCAGUAUGUAGCUAUUAACCCCACGGCUCAUUUGGAAUAUGUUAAGAACCACAAAGAUGAGGGUGUACCUGUUUAUUCUUAUUCAAACGUAGAUGUUACCAAAUCAGGUGGAGUUGAAAUUAGGAAAAUGAAAGCUUCUCUGAUUGCAAAGAAGCAACAAUCUCAGUCACCCAAAUAUGAUAGACAUACGUUUGUGCCUUAUGAAAAUGCUCAGCCAUUUUCACAGGAUCCUGAUAGAUCUAAGGUACAUGCCCUUACCGCUUUAUUACAAGUUGUUAAUGAAAAUAUGCUUGGACUGAAGAUUAAAGCCGCUGAAGUGGCUGGAAAUCGUCCCGUGGAUGCUCUUCUCACGCCCACUGUAUUGGAUGUACUUUGUUAUGAACCACUGCGUAUUGUUGAUAUGCAAUUGGUGUCAACCUCUCCAGCACAAUACGGCAGUUUAGCAGAAUUGAGCGUCAAGGUUGUGCCCCGUAAUGAAAAUGCUGAACCAGUUGGUCAGGAUUUACAUUUGGUUGUAGCGGCUAACGUAUUAUCUAAUAAAUCACUGAACGUGUUGUCGAAUUUGACAAAUAGUGUAAAGGCUGGUGGAUUUGUCUUGUUGGAAGAGUCCAGUCAAUUUGACGUUAACCUAGUAAAAGAUCCAAAUCUAGUGUUUGUUGGUAAACAAGCCGUACUUGGAAAACUAUAUUUGUUAUUUAAGAAGAAAGAACCAGCAGUGGAACCGAUCGUUGUACAUAUAACCGAAAAGAAUUUCUCGUGGCUCAGUAGUGCAAAAGCAGCUUUGACAAAGGCUGUAGCUGAAAACAAGGAAGUUAUUUUCGUUAGUCAAGGUGAAGAACUACUUGGUAUGACUGGAUUUAUGAAUUGCGUUCGUCGUGAAGAGGAGGGCUCGCAUGCACGUUACGUGUUCAUUCUAGACAAAAAUGCACCCAAAUUUAGCUUAACCGAUAAAUUCUACGCACAGCAAUUGAGCAAACAGUUAAUGGCUAACGUUCUGAAAGGAGGAAGUUGGGGAAGCUAUCGUCAUUUGCGAUUAGAUCAACAGAAAGAUGCAUCAUCUCUUCAAGUUGAACAUGCAUACAUCAAUGCGUUGGCGAGAGGUGACUUAAGUAGUCUGCGAUGGAUCGAAAGUUCAUUGAGCUACUAUCAACCACAAAGAUUCCCCAACACAGAAUUUUGCUAUGUGUAUUAUGCACCAUUGAACUUCAGGGACGUUAUGCUGGCAACCGGAAAAUUACCACCGGACGCUCUUCCUGGAAAUUUGGCAAAUCAAGACUGUAUAUUGGGUCUAGAAUUUUCUGGUCGCAAUUCGAAAGGUCAACGAAUCAUGGCUAUGGUGCCGGCGCGUGGUAUGGCAACCACUGUAGUGGCUGAUCCAGGAUUUAUGUGGGAAGUACCUGACAAAUGGACAUUAGAACAAGCAGCCACGAUUCCAGUAGCCUAUGCAACAAGUUACUAUGCUCUUUGCGUCCGAGGUGGUCUAAAACCUGGCGACUCUGUUUUAAUUCACGCUGGUACUGGAGGUGUUGGACAAGCUAGUAUCUCUAUAGCUUUGCACGCGGGUUGCACGGUAUUUACAACCGUUGGAACCCAGGAGAAACGAGAUUUCUUGAAGAAGAUGUUCCCUCAGUUGACCGAUAAAAAUAUUGGCAAUUCUCGAGACACCAGCUUCGAACAAUUGGUGCUCAGCGAGACCAAUGGCCGCGGUGUUGACAUAGUUCUUAACUCAUUGGCCGAAGAAAAGUUGCAAGCUAGUGUAAGAUGCCUCGCAGUUGGUGGUCGUUUCCUUGAAAUUGGAAAGUUUGAUUUGUCAAACGACGCUGCUCUUGGAAUGUCCGUAUUUUUGAAGAAUGUUUCCUUCCAUGGAAUACUGCUGGAUGCUAUAUGUGAGACUGAUAAUGAUGAAAGAAAACAAGUGACUAAACUAGUCAGUGAAGGUAUAAAGAAUGGAGCUGUGCGUCCUCUUCCGUCGACAGUCUUCUCAGAACAACAGAUUGAACAGGCGUUUAGGUUCAUGGCUACCGGUAAACACAUUGGUAAGGUGCUUCUGAAAAUUCGAGAAGAGGAGAAACAGAAGGUCGCGCAACCAUCGCCAAAGGUAGUCGCAGCCAUUCCAAGGAUCUACAUGAAUCCAGAAAAGUCGUACGUGUUAGUCGGUGGUCUUGGUGGAUUUGGUUUAGAACUCGCUGACUGGAUGAUUACCCGAGGUGCCAAGUACUUAAUUCUAACCUCGAGGUCUGGAGUUCGUACAGGGUUCCAGUCACUGUGCAUUCGUCGCUGGCGAGAAAUGGGUGUGCACGUCACAGUUUCCACCGCUGAUGUGACGACAAUGGCUGGAGCAAAACAACUCAUCCAACAAAGUAAUAAGAUUGCUCCAGUUGGUGGUAUAUUCAACUUGGCGGCCGUUUUACGUGACGAACUUCUUCAAAAUCUUGAAGAAAGUGAUUUUGUAACGGCGACACUGCCCAAGGUAGCUGGAACUAAAUGUCUGGAUGCUGUAUCUCGCGAAUUAUGUUCUGCGUUGGAUUACUUCGUUGCCUUCUCGUCAAUCACCAGUGGAAGAGGAAACCUAGGUCAGUCAAAUUAUGGUCUUGCAAAUUCUGCCAUGGAGAGAAUAAUGGAGCAAAGACAAGCGAACGGUUUACCUGGUCUGGCCAUUCAGUGGGGAGCUAUUGGUGAUGUCGGUUUAGUUAUAGAAAAUAUGAUGGGUAGUAACGAUACUGAAGUAGGUGGUACUCUGCCCCAACGUAUACAGAAUUGUCUCGAAACGAUGGACGUAUUCCUUCAACAGCCGCAUCCUGUUUUAAGUUCCUUUGUGUCAACAGAAAAACACAAGGGCGCAGAUAACGCGAAUAAGAUUAGCAUCGUCCAAGCGGUUGCUAAUAUCCUAGGAAUCAAGAAAGUAGAAUCCAUCAAUCCUGCUAUUUCUUUGGCUGAUCUUGGAAUGGAUUCUCUUAUGGGAACUGAAAUUAAACAGACCCUCGAAAGAAACUACGAUAUAUCAAUGUCAGCACAAGAAAUUCGUACAUUGACGUUUAAGAAGUUAAAGAAAUUCGAUAAGUGUCCGAGCGAAUCAUCGUCGCGCGCCACUUCUCCAGAGCCGCAAAAUGCUGAGGCAGAUGGCUUCCUAUUCCAACUUGAAAAUGUAAACAUUGUACCUACUGAGUCCAUCGUGCAACUACAGACGAAGAGCUCUAAGGGUUCACCUAUAUUCUUCAUUCACGCUAUUGAAGGAAUAGCAGCCCCCUUCAAAGAAGUGGCUAGUCAACUGAAUCAACCUGCCUAUGCCCUGCAAUGUGUUGAAAAUACUCCACUUGGUUCUAUACAAGACACAGCAGCGUUCUAUAUUCAGAAAAUACAACAGAUUCAAAAGAAGGGACCAUAUCACAUAAGUGGAUACUCGUUUGGAGCCUGCAUCGCGUUUGAAAUAGGAAUUCAAUUACAGAAAGCUCAACAAGAUGUAGUUAUUACGUUCAUCGAUGGAUCUCCAGACUUUGUAAGGUUACAUUGCAUACACGUUGGAAAACAAACUGGACGGCCAGAAGAUGCAGUUAAGGAUGGCUUUAGAAAGGCUGUAUCAUACUUUAUCGGACAAUUUAAUACCAAGAUUAGUUACCUUGAGGGAUAUCUUGCCUUGAAAGGCUUGUCUUCUGAUGACGAAGUUUUAAAUAAAAUGGUGGAAUUAGUAAAUAAGCCACAGAUAAAGCCUAGCGACCUAAAGGUUGCUAGUAUCUUAUUGUACAAAAAGUUGAUGGCAGCUUUUGCUUACAAACCAUCUGAAACGUUCAAUAAGGACGUUACAUUAAUAACAGCCAAAGACAACUUUGUUCCUUUGGAAAACGACUACGGUUUAUCAAAGGUCUGUAAAAAGAAUGUGCAAAUACGGGAAUUGCCAGGAAAUCACAGAAGCAUUUUAGUGGGAGAUAGCGCAUUAGAGAUUGCAACCAUUCUACAAACGUAAAUUUAUCUCGAAUUUAUAAAUAAUGUAAAAUAUAAGAAAAUAAUCUGUAACAUUUAUAUCAUUAUUUAAAUGUACAUAAAUGUUACACAGAAACGUUCCACAAAGUUUUAAUGUACAAUGAUAUUAAUAGUAAUCAUCGAAACUUAAUAUUUAAUAUUUAAUAUUUAAUAUGAUUUCUACAUAAUCUUCUGUAAAGUUCCUUUUGUACAAAUGUUUCUGCCUUCAGGUUUCUACUCGCAUUGUUUAUAUCAUCUGCAUUAUUAAAUUAUGAAACCGUUUUCUCCACUUUUUAAUUAUAAAUAUCUUAAAGUUGGUAAAAUGAGAGAAGUAUAUCAAAACAAAAUAAAAUAGCUUUAGUGUUUUUGUAUUUUGUAGUCUAUAAUAGUUUCAAGUACACUACAAAUGGGUAUUACUAUAAAUAUUUAGCAGAUCUUAAAUAUAAAUAUUCAAAUUAAGUUAAAUUUAAAUUCUAGAAAUAUUUACUACAGGUCUCUGUAAUGAUUUCUGGUGGACAAUUAAUCAUUACUCAGACAUAUAGUAUAUAUAUGCAUUUUGUGAAAUGUUAUUUUGCAUCUAGAUUUCUGGGAAACCAUGACAUUUUACACACAGAAAAUAUGUACAAAACUGUAUUUAACAAAAAAAUAUAAAGAAGCAAGAGGUAUUUUACAAUUUUUUCAUUCUUAAUUUUUUUUACACAUUUUUAAUGGUGUAUUCAAACAAGAGGGUAUAACAUUCCAGUGAUAAAUAGUAAUAUAUAUUCUAUAUAUAUGUAUUUAUACAGCUUCACAAUUUAUUGCACACAACAUACUUAAUGCUUUAUCGAAAGCAACCAUUUAUACUAUUUUUUCAUUAGAAAUAAAAAAUCAAUUUGUUAAAUAAUAAAUAUGUACAUGUUCAUAAUUUGACUUAUCAUAUUAAUUUGAUUGUCAUUAAGUACAUAUAGUGUAAACUUGUUAAGUGUUAUGUUUCAUGUACGUUCUUGUAUUAUAUUGAUAAAUGAAUAAAGAACA